UCUUAAUAAGCUUUGAUUGGAGAGAUGGUUGAAGAUUGCUGAUUUCAAUCUAUAUAUAUUUGAAGUUUGUGGUUGGUUGUUGGCUGCCAUCUUGGACCUCGAUCGUUUGAGAAGCCGGCCGCCCGCAAAAAUCUUCGAGUUUCACGCGUUCGCGCGGCCUCACGUAUUCCUUAAGUAGGUUGCGUGGUUUUACGACGAAUUUAGAGAUCUAUUGCGGUCAAUUUAAUCAAGAUUCGGGUCCGGAAUGCAUUAGGUAUAUAUUUAUCCUCGCGCAUUUGUAACUGGGUGAGUGGAGGAAAUAAAUUAACUAGCUUUUGUAAUUUUUCAAUAGACAGUGAAAGAAUAGCACUCCACAAAACAAAUAGUAGUAGUGAUAUAUCAGAAAAAAUGGCACUACCUAGUAGAGCGCGAGUUUACACCGAUGUGAAUUCACACAAGUCUAGAGAUUAUUGGGACUAUGAAUCCUAUGUUGUUGAUUGGGGACAACAAGAUGAUUAUCAACUAGUGAGAAAAUUAGGCAGAGGAAAAUAUAGUGAAGUAUUUGAAGCUAUUAAUAUUACAAAUAAUGAAAAGUGUGUUGUAAAAAUUUUAAAGCCUGUAAAAAAGAAGAAAAUAAAAAGGGAGAUUAAAAUCUUAGAAAAUCUAAAAGGAGGGACCAACAUAAUUACACUCCAAGCUGUUGUUAAAGAUCCUGUAUCAAGGACACCGGCACUGAUAUUUGAACAUGUGAACAACACAGAUUUCAAGCAAUUAUACCAGACGCUAACAGACUACGACAUAAGAUACUACCUCUACGAAUUAUUAAAAGCAUUAGAUUAUUGCCAUAGUAUGGGAAUAAUGCAUAGGGACGUUAAACCGCACAACGUUAUGAUAGAUCAUGAAAAUCGAAAGUUACGGUUAAUCGAUUGGGGUCUAGCAGAAUUUUACCAUCCUGGUCAAGAAUAUAAUGUACGAGUAGCCUCGCGUUAUUUUAAAGGUCCAGAACUACUUGUAGAUUAUCAGAUGUAUGAUUAUUCAUUAGAUAUGUGGUCUCUUGGAUGUAUGCUUGCAAGUAUGAUAUUCAGGAAAGAACCGUUUUUUCAUGGACACGAUAAUUACGACCAAUUAGUGAGAAUUGCAAAAGUUCUUGGAACUGAAGAACUAUUUGAAUAUCUUGAAAAAUAUCAUAUUGAAUUGGAUCCUCGCUUCAAUGAUAUUUUAGGCCGACAUUCACGUAAACGCUGGGAACGUUUUAUGCAUUCAGAGAAUCAACAUUUGGUAUCGCACGAAAGUCUUGAUUUUCUUGAUAAACUUUUGCGUUAUGAUCAUUAUGAAAGACUCACCGCACGUGAAGCUAUGGAACAUCCCUAUUUUUAUCCAAUAGUAAAAGAUCAGGGUCGAUUGAACAUGGUAUCAUCGUCACCUACUCCCAUAACAGGUUCGUUGCCUGUAGGUGAGUAACGGCCCAGGUAUCGAUACUUCGCGCGAGGGGCUUAAUCCCAUCCCUAAGCGUGACUGUGAGCAGCGUACCGGUUCGUGGAAUAAACCGACUGAAAAAUAUGGUGGGACAAGUUGGAAAUGGGACUCAGAAAACGAUGAAGUAUUCAUCACAUCCAUUACAUCCUUAACAUACAAUUUUCAACUUUUGAUUAUUUAUGUACGAAAAGUUGAAUCUUCCAUUCCACCUAAAUUUGCAAAUUUAAGAAGAAGAAAAAUAUAUUAUGUGAUGGUGGACCACUCCUUACAUAAAUGGCAAUUAUAUUUUGACGUGGUGUAUAAAAUUCUACAUUUUAGACAUUCCUUGAUUUUCAUCGUGGGUAUUACUUAAAGGAAUUCAGGUUUGAUAUAUUGGAAAUAAACUCUAUGCGAUAAAAUUUUAAAUGGCAUAAGAAGUAUAAAUGAUACGUUUCAAAGUAUUUUUGUUACAUUGCAAAUCAUUUAGAAACAAAAGAAAGUUUACAACAUUAAAAUUAAGUCUAUGAAGUACGUGCUCUGUCCAUAUUGGCCGGUGUGCAUGUGCUGUUAAUAAUUGUAUGUUUCUUUUCUGUGUUUUUAUAAUCUGUCAUUUCUAUUGUGUUCCUUUGACGCUGCUACUAAUGUCACGAUCGCGGGAAAUCUGUAAAUGCAUAAAGACGCGAUUAGAUCAUGUUAUGUCACUUGGAAGAUCGUCCGUUAUUACAUGAGACAUUAUAAUGAAAAUGAUGCAAAACAAACCAUGUGUAUUUGCAUUCAUAAAGCGCGUACUACACACACAUACACAUAGCACAUAUGUGCUUACACUUAACAUGUACCUUAGGCCGCUCGGUUUAGUACUUUUAACGAUGAUAAAAAUGUUCGUUUAUAUCUGAUACAAUGAUAGUUGAAUAAAAUGUUUGUUAUAGCCAAGUA
Messenger RNA from Apis florea (little honeybee), 2367 nucleotides. It is a transcript of the gene CkIIalpha, whose product is annotated as casein kinase II subunit alpha. Gene Ontology annotation, biological process: peptidyl-serine phosphorylation; peptidyl-threonine phosphorylation; regulation of cell cycle. The record is from RefSeq and is a predicted model, not a curated record. NCBI's taxonomy places the organism in Eukaryota, Metazoa, Arthropoda, Insecta, Hymenoptera, Apidae. Gene Ontology annotation, molecular function: protein serine/threonine kinase activity; ATP binding. Gene Ontology annotation, cellular component: protein kinase CK2 complex; cytosol; nucleus.